Aricia agestis (brown argus) is the source of this 2227-nucleotide messenger RNA. Its product is annotated as zinc finger protein 271-like. The transcript is spliced from 6 exons. Gene Ontology annotation, biological process: regulation of transcription by RNA polymerase II. Gene Ontology annotation, molecular function: DNA-binding transcription activator activity, RNA polymerase II-specific; RNA polymerase II cis-regulatory region sequence-specific DNA binding. The coding region runs from base 46 to 2121 and encodes 691 amino acids. The record is from RefSeq and is a predicted model, not a curated record. Gene Ontology annotation, cellular component: nucleus. NCBI's taxonomy places the organism in Eukaryota, Metazoa, Arthropoda, Insecta, Lepidoptera, Lycaenidae.
UCAAUUAAUUUUUAGCAGAAAUAAUAAAUUAAUAUUAUUUUAAGUAUGAAUGAAGACAUCUGUUUAUUAUGUUUUGCUGAUAAUGCCAGAGUAGUUUAUGUAAAAAAUCUACGUUUACAAAAUGUAUACGAAGGUCUAUCAAAUGUGAUGAUGCAUUCCGGCUCUGAGCCACUGUGUUACAUUUGUUAUAAGAGGCUGCUGCAAUGGGAACAGCUGGUCAGACAAAUCCAGUAUAUCUUGAAAACUGAUCAUCAUCAGGGUCAAGAAACACAACUUCUGAAACUAUCAGCAACACACAACUAUAGUGAAGUGCCGCCAGAGUACUCAAACAAACAUGAGCCUGAUGUCAAAAAAAGUUUAAAACAAUGUAAAGGUUCCGCUGAGCUGAAAUUGGAUUUGUCAGGAGAACAUUAUAAGAAUGAUCAUACUAGCACCAAUAAGUUUGAUCAUCUACCUUUAGACAUAAAAGAAGAAAAUAUUAUAGAGACUGACCUUGAGAAAUGUAAAGAAACAUCUGAUGGAAUAAUUGUCACAGGCAAACAAGUUCCUAAAGAACAAAAACCUGAUGUCAAACCUUACAUCUGCCUAACAUGUGACAAAAAGUUCAGUAGGAAUCAGAGUUUGAAAAGGCACAUUGAAAUAAUUCAUAAUGGAACAACCUUUACUUGUGACACAUGCAGUAAAAAGUUUAAUAGAAAAACUAACUUGGCUAUACACAUAAGAAGACAUACUGGUGAAAAACCCUAUACCUGUAAGCAUUGCAGUAAGAUGUUUACAGAUUCUAGUGAUUUGAAUAGUCACUUAAAAAUACACAGCAACAAUAAACCAUACAGUUGUCAUAUUUGUAGUAAAAAGUUUAAACAAUCCAGUGAAGUCAAAUCUCAUUUAAAAGUACACAGCGAAACCAAAGCCUUCAGUUGUAGUAUUUGCAGUAAAAAGUUUAGAUUCAGAAGUAAUUUGAAUAGCCAUAUAAAAUAUCGUCAUAGCGACUACAAGCCGUAUAAUUGUGAGAUUUGCAGUAAAAAGUAUACAUGUCCCAGAGACUUACAAAAGCAUUUAACAGCACAUACAGACUAUAAGCCCUAUAUUUGUACUAUUUGCUUUAAAAGGUAUAAAAUUUUAAGUUCCUUGAAUAGUCAUUUGAGAAUACAUUACAAUAGCAAGUCGUAUAGCUGUGACAUUUGUUAUAAAAUGUUUACUUUUUCCGGAGAUUUCAAGAGACAUUUAAAAACACAUACCGGUGAAAAAGCCUUUUCCUGUGAUAUGUGUAUUAAACAGUUUAAUGUUAAAAGUAACUUAAAAAGACAUAUUAUCGAUUGUCAUAAUGAGAAACCGACCAGUAAUUGUAAUGUGCGCAAUAAACUAUUGUCAGCAAAAACUUGUGACUUGGUAAAAGAUGAGAGGGUGCAUACUAGCAAAGAAAACUACACCUGUGAUGUUUGUAAUAAAUUCCUUACAGGAUAUGGCUUAAAAAGGCACAUAAAGAUUCACAUAGAUAAGAUAUAUUUUACCUGUGAUAUUUGCAGUAAGGAAUUUAAUAAAAAAAACAACUUAUUAUCGCACAUAAGAAAUACCCAUAACCGCGAAAGACCUCACAAAUGUGAAGUUUGCAGUAAAGACUUUUUUGUAUUGUCCCAUUUAAGACGACAUAAAGCAACACACACUGCCAAAGUGUACAGCUGUGAUAUUUGUAGUAAGAUAUUCGCUAAGGAAACUGAUUUAAAAAGUCACAAAGAAAUGCACAGAAUGUUACUUAUCCCUCGGUAUGUAGACUGCGUUGGCAAGCCUCACUGUUGUAAGAUUUGUGGUAAAAGUUACACAACAAAGGGCAUUUUGAUGAGGCACAUGAAAUUACAUACCGACGAGAGACUGUACAACUGUGAAAUUUGCAGCAAAAAUUUUAAAACUGCUGAUUAUCUCCGAGUCCAUUUAAAAAAACACAGUGGCAGAAAACCCCAUAGUUGUGGUAUUUGCAGUAAAAAGUUUAGAACGACGUGUGAAUUAAAUGGUCAUUUAAAAGUGCACAGCGAAGAUAGGCCCUAUAGCUGUACUGUUUGCGGCAAAAAGUUUAAAUAUUCUAAUGUUUUGAAGAGACAUUUGAAAGUACAUUAUGGAACCUGAUAAGAGCCAGUAUAGGACCACUUAUGCGACACUAAGCUGCAGUAGAGCGACGCGACACUUCACAAGUCAUAAUUGUGGCUUAUCUAGUAUUACAUAUAGUAUGUCA